CUCUCCCUCCACAAAAUGCCCAAUAUCCUCACCCGUUUCUCUGCCCCUCUUCCUCUACUUUUCCUAGCUAGCUUUGUCUCUCUCUCAAUAAAAUCCGAGAGCUAUCACCUUGAUUACUACCAACCCCUGACUACUCCUACAUUAUUAUGUGUUUUGGGGGGUUGGUGAGGAUAUCGGAAAUUUGAGAGUUAUCCCCUUUCUUGUUUGAGUUUCAGAUAAUUCUGAAAUUAUAUACAAGUCAUAAUUCUUUGAUUGCUUUGGAGGUCCUAUAAAUAUGGCUGAUCCUUUCUCUCCCAAGAAAUUCAUCUUUUCUCCAUGAUUUUUUGCGAGAAUGACUCGGAAGCAGAGGAAGCCAUGUGGUCCACGAUGAAAAAAAUCGUGUUACGACACAAGAACGCUACGACACAACUCCUACGCCUCUUGUUUAUGAUUGCUUCAUUGAGCCUACUUUCCAACUCGGCAUAUUCAACUUGCUAUCCCAGAAAUUGAAGCAUCUUCUUAUCUCCUUUGUUCCAAGAAUAAGUUGGGAAUACCAUUGACCAGAACUCAUGAGCAUGAUUUCAUCUGAUUUCACCCACCUUAGAUAUAUGUUUAUUACUGGACCCAACAAAGGGAAGUUCCAAGAGAUUGCAAGUGUCAAUUUCCCGUCAUCCCUAGCAACAGUCAGAAAAGCUUGGGACAAUUCCCGCAUAUACUAUCUUGAGGACGAUAUCACACCCUUGAAUGAGAUUGUCAAAAAACGUGGAAUGAGGUGUCGACUCUGCUGCAUUGUUAUUUAUAAGUUUUUAGAUUAUCUGUUUAGAUCUUCUACUGUAAUCCAUUAUUUUCAGGAAAAAGAAGGCUAGAGCUAAAUUACAGCCAUCAUUAUCAAAAAAUGAUUGUGUUUUGCAUUAUUUUGUUCUUUUAUUGGUUGUUUCCUUAUCAUUUCCAUAGAUCUGUGGCUUAGAUGUGAGGGAAAAGAAGUUCUGACUGCACUCUUCAUAGUUGUUGCAGAUGUUGAACCAAAAUUAUCCAAGCUAACAUUCAAUCCUCAGUUGUCCAGAAUGGUUCUCUUUGAUAUGUCUGAUUUUCCAUGUCUUGGUACACAAAAAGGAUUUUGUUGGCUUGGUGAAAUUGCUCUGUAUCGCACGGUUUGCACCAGAUUGCUAAAAUAUGGAAUGCUUGGAAUGCUUGACUUGUUGCCAGAAACACUGUGAACAAGUGGUUCAAAAUGAUUAUUGCUUGCAACUCUGUUCAAAAUAUUGAUUUUGAAGGAAAUGAAGAGAAGAAGAGAUGCCUUGACACAACAUCUUUUUGUUUCAGGUACACAAAGCACUUUAUAAAGGACAUGUUUAAUUUAUCCUUGCAAGUGUUUAGAACAUAUAUAGAAUUUAUACUAUUUGAAUAUCAAGGGGAUGGUGUUUCCAACUUAUUGUAUUUAUACAUUUUUAGAUGAAAAAAAUCACAAACAUUCUAUUAUAAAAAAUUUUAGGAACUUGUGACCAAGCUAAUGUUAUUAAGGCAUAUCUUUGGCUUAUAGAUGGAAAAAUCUCAAGUACUCAAUUAGUUAUUCUCAAAUCUUUUGUUGACAUUAUACUUGAAUUCAUUAUUAUUUUGUAUGGAAAUCUUAAAAGUUUUGGUUGUUGCGUGCCAUGGUUUUAGAGGGCUAUAGAUACUACAUUAAUGUUAGCGGUUUGGUUUUGUGCUUCCGAGCAAAAGAGAGUUUAGGAAUAUUAUUACUAUUCCAAAAUUGACAUUGAUUUAAUGUAUUGCAAGGAAGUUGAGUAUUGAUCCGUCAGGAGGUAUAUAAAUUCAACUAGCUUUUAACUAUUGUUUAGGCUGCCCACCAGAGACUCAAAUAAGGGUGCCCUCUGCUUUGUUUUUUGAAUUGUUACUCUGGCAAAACAACAAAGAACAGCCAAAUAGUUCACUAAUAAGGCAUUUGGGCAUACCACCCCAAAACAUUACUCCCCACUUUGUUUCUAGAUUAUAAAAUUAGCUCAUCAUGAUGUUGUGUCAUUUAAAUGAAUAUUCUAGUACAUGAAUUUUCAGAUUUUUAAGCCAUUUUAUCUCUAGAUUUUUACACUGGGAAUUUAUUUGAUAGCGGCUCAGAGAGUGUAAGAUUGCCCUCAAGAGAUACACACGUAUCAACCAACUAACAAG
This is a messenger RNA of Ilex paraguariensis (yerba mate), 2142 nucleotides long. The record is from the annotation of a GenBank genome assembly. Lineage: Eukaryota; Viridiplantae; Streptophyta; Magnoliopsida; Aquifoliales; Aquifoliaceae.